Molecule: messenger RNA, 207 nt
Organism: Mesorhabditis spiculigera
Lineage: Eukaryota; Metazoa; Nematoda; Chromadorea; Rhabditida; Rhabditidae
Source: the annotation of a GenBank genome assembly
AUGCCAGAGCAUCCAGGCGCCUGGGACUGUCUGCCCGGAGUCCCGCCAAUGACCGAAACCAUUAUCCCACUGCCGGCGGUAUACGCAUCACAGGCAUUUUUCUCGCAGCUGAUGGCCCUGAUGCAGAGCAAUCAUCGCCAGAGCGACGUCGGUGAAGUUGAGUCCGCCCUGUACCGCGCCAGCGUCGACCCGCAUGGGAUCAACAGU